AAGGAGAUCAAGGGGCGAUAGAGUCAGGGUAGAGGAGGCUGAAGAGGCUGUGGCGCGGGCCCUGAAGCUUCAGCCACAUGGCAUCAUGUACAUCGGCCCUUCUCCCCAUGACCGCCGCCGAAAGUGAUGCCGGGAGUUGACGAUUUCUUUUUACCACCACAUCCUCCCCGUGUCAUGAGCAGACCGUAAAUGUCUUCCAACCACACCGACGCCAAACCGCCGCGAGAACCGAAAUUCCCCACGCACAACGCGCCGCGCGUCUGGUUCAUCACCUGCGCCAACAGCCCCAUUGGCAUCAGCCUGUGCCGACACCUGCUCGCCCAUGGCGACUGCGUGACGGCCGGGGUGCAGCCGGUGGAGUUUGAGAAGGAGGAAGCGCGGAGUGCGGAUUUCAAGGACUUUUUGAAAGAGGUGGGCACGCAGCAAGACAAGGGAGCAUGGCGCGCACGGCUGCGGGUCGUUGCGCUCGACCCGAAGAUUAUCGGGCAGUGUCAGAGUGCGGUCGCCGAGGCGGUGCUGAGUUUUGGCCGCAUUGAUAUCCUCUUCUGCUGCCAUUCGGAGGUGGUGGUGGGCACGGUGGAGGAGUGUAGCCAGAGCCCGCGGGCGCUGUCGCUGGUGACGGAUCAGUUUGAGACAAACUUCUUCGGGCCUGUCAAUGCGAUCAAGGCUACACUUCCCGUCUUUCGGCAAAAAAAGAAUGGACACAUUGUGCUGCUGACGGCAAUUACGGCGCAUCUCGGCACACCCGGGCUGAGCUUGUAUUGUGCGUCGCAAUGGGCUAUCGAGGGCUACUGCGACAGUCUGGCAUACGAGAUUGCCCCCUUCAACAUCAAGAUGACGAUUGUGCAGCCGAAUCUGGAGGUGAACGUGCUCACGCACAAGAUCACGUCGGUGCCACCCAUUGCAGCGUAUGCGGAGGAGACGAACCCCGCGCCGCUGUCGCGCAACAUUCUUUCGGGCAUCCUGGACCGACUGGAAGGGACUGAUGAGCCUACAUAUGGAGAUCAAUUGCACAGCGAGGAGAUUACGAGUCUCUACGCUCCGCUGAGCUCGGGCAUGAAAGAAAGCCUGGUGGCGGAGACGGUGCAUGCGGUUGCUGCCAUUGGCGGCCACGACAACCCUCCCGCGCGACAUAUUGUGGGCGUUGAGGGCGUUGCAUCGGUGAAGGAGAAGCUCAAAACCAUGAGUGAAGAGCUGGAGGAUUUUGUCGAGUGCAGCAGUGCAGCAGAUUUCGACCGGACUGACUGAAGGGCGGGAACCACGAAUGUUGGCAUUGACUGACUCGUCGCAUUUUUCAUGCACCAGCCAGGGCAUUGACUGGAGUACCCUGCAUGCAUGAAGGAUAUCGGAGGAGGGAUCUGCCAGCAGUGGCGUGGAACGUGGCUGACUCCGUCGAACUCUGCUUAUCCUU
This is a messenger RNA of Neohortaea acidophila, 1411 nucleotides long. RefSeq lists its product as uncharacterized. The record is from RefSeq and is a predicted model, not a curated record. Lineage: Eukaryota; Fungi; Ascomycota; Dothideomycetes; Mycosphaerellales; Teratosphaeriaceae. Bases 190 to 1248 code for a protein of 352 amino acids. The transcript has 2 exons.